ACCGUCUAAACCGGCCUUAAAGGAAAGGAAAGGAAACGGAAAAGCAUUAAGCGGUUAAUGCCAAAUAUUAUUGGUUUACCUGUGUUACGGACUCGAGGGAGACUGAACACAACUAAGUCGGAUAGAGCAGUAACGCCUGUCGAAAAGCGAACUCAUCAAGUCAACGUGUCAAACGUUGUCUUUGAUCUGUAUUGUGGCUGUUGUUUUCCAUCUGUUUUCUAACCCUAUGGCUACGUGUAUCUAUUAGUGGUUUUCCUUAAGUAUCUGGUUUCGAGAUGCCGAACGGGGAAAAUAUAGAUAGGUCGUGCUUUUGCCGCCACUUCACAACAUUUACCCACGUCAUUGGAAUCUUCACAUCAGUAGCCAUGUGGUGGGUUGGUGUAAUGUUUACUGACAAACCAGACAAAAGAAUUGCUGUUUAUCUUCUAUUGUGUGCAAUAAUAGUGUCAUUUCUUGAAGUAGUAUUCUUAUUAGAUAAAUGUGCCUUCUGCAGGGAAGGUAGUUGUGCCUUUACACUUUGGAAAUUCAUCAAAGCCAUUGACACAUGGAAAAGGUUUAUUCUCUACAUGGGAAUAUCGGUGGUGUGUUAUCUGCAUCCCAAGGAGUACUGGGAAGCCAUUAUUAUUGGAAUCUUUCUUGAUGUAACUGCACUGUUUUAUUUGAUGUUGGGAUUUAGAAAGAAAAACAACAGGGAAGAAUAUAAGUAUAGGCAGCUUGAAGUUAAAUAGAUUAUAUAUUAUUAUUUAUAUACCAUUAGGAAUAAUAAUAGAGUACAAACACUAUAAGUGUGCAACAUAAAUACCACUAAAUACUGCUAAAUUAUGCUAAUCCUAUUGUUUUCUAUUGUUUAAUUAGCACUAUCUACUACUAAAUAGUGCAAAGUGUUGCACACUUUUAGUGUUUGUACUCUAUACUUGCUUGGACUUGUAAUAUAUUUUAGGUAUAAGAUGCGGGCAGUGAAAUGGAUGAAUUGAUGAUCUGGGUAUUCUGAAUGUUAAUUAAGCUUCAAGCCACUUUGAGGAUACGUGUUGGCAUGUCUUGAUUAAUUUAUUAUGCAUAUUUGAUUUUAAUAAAAUUUAUGAAGACUAGUUUUCUCAUCGUUUCAACACUUGCUAGUGUCAUUAAGAAAGGUUGUCGCUCAGAGAUGCGAAAGGGCGAUCUGAGACUAAACAGAAUUUCCGACCUUUUAUGUUUUCUUGGGUUAAAACAAUAAGAAAAAGCACAUUUCCAACCAAAGGUCAUGCUUCAUAUACCAAUCUAAAAGAAAACUGUUGUUUGGCUGUGAAUAUCAAUUAUUAUACAUUUUACAGCAUGCUACUCGGUCUCAGAUGUCAGAUCUGUGAUCUACGUUUUUUUGAAAUAGGUGUAUAAAUACAGAGAAUCUAGUCUGUACAUCAGUAUUAUAAUAACGAUCAUCGACUUUCUCAAAGCCAAAGUGUUUGUGCCAUAGGACAUUCUAUCUUAGGAUUCCACUCAUCAAUGUAUUGCGUUUGCAUAUAGAUUCUUUGCCUUUAUAUUAUUAUGCACACUCUUGAUAAUCACACCGACGACUUGUCGAAACAUCAAGGAAACUAGUCAUCAUAAAUUUGGUUAAACGCUUCAAAACAAAAUGUCUAAUUCAUAUUUAAAUACUAUAUAAUAAAUCAAUAAAAUCUUGAGUCUUUUAGAAAGUCUCAGCCACUGAAAAUUAAUAAAGUUGAGAACAAGUCAGAACAAUUAC
Messenger RNA from Actinia tenebrosa (Australian red waratah sea anemone), 1720 nucleotides. Its product is annotated as transmembrane protein 72. The record is from RefSeq and is a predicted model, not a curated record. Lineage: Eukaryota; Metazoa; Cnidaria; Anthozoa; Actiniaria; Actiniidae. Gene Ontology annotation, cellular component: membrane.